GGAGAGUAACGUUACAGGGCCCAUUGUUCUUGGCGGCAUUGGUUGUCAAGGCCCUAGUUAUAAAUACAGCAACGCCCCCCUGAUUUUCUUUCCUUCUUUCCUUUCUACUUCUACCGAGUAUCGACGACUCUGAAGUGGCUUUCAUCUUUCCGCUGAGCAGGACCGUGACUUCCAUUGAAACGGCAGCGCCAUUUCUCUCCACCCACCAACGAUCAACGAAAUCGCUUUAUAUUCCUUUCGUCGCCAUGAAGACUACCGCGUUCAACUUCACCUUCAUCCUCUUCUUCGCGUUCCUCCAGCUCUUCUCCUUCGUCCAGGCUCUCCCUGUCGCGCCCGGAAGCCUCAUGGGACAUUCCUACCUCAUCAGGAGCUCCGCCGAGCCCGUCGUCGUCGCGCGUGAUGUUCCUCUCGACCGUGUUGCCCGGUUCCGAGCUAUCCAAGAAAGGCGCGUUGUUAGGAGUGCUGAUGCUGAUGCCCUUGAUUAGCGUUCCAACUUGCGUGCAUGGCGAGAAGAAGAUCAUGAAGAAGGAAAGAAACAGGCAAAGAAGAAGGAUGAUUAGUGGUUAUCCAGGGUCGUUGAAAUGUUGAUGAGGUACCUGUGAUGAUGUUGAUGAUAAUGGCUUGGUACGGGUUUCCAGUCAAGGACGUUCUUUAUCUCUAUCCUCCCUAGUACGCGUACACUUGUACUACCUAUCAUCAUCGUGACUGUUGAACAGAAUGGUAUUGGAUAUCGGUAGAAAAGAAGCAUCAUACAUAGGAUAUCAAACUGCCGGUCUGCCA
Messenger RNA from Guyanagaster necrorhizus, 780 nucleotides. RefSeq lists its product as uncharacterized. The annotation marks the transcript as partial. The transcript is spliced from 2 exons. Lineage: Eukaryota; Fungi; Basidiomycota; Agaricomycetes; Agaricales; Physalacriaceae. The record is from RefSeq and is a predicted model, not a curated record.